This is a messenger RNA of Racocetra persica, 270 nucleotides long. The record is from the annotation of a GenBank genome assembly. NCBI's taxonomy places the organism in Eukaryota, Fungi, Glomeromycota, Glomeromycetes, Diversisporales, Gigasporaceae.
AUGUCUUCAGAAUAUAGUCAAGAAAUUAAAAAAACUAAUGAAUUGCUGAAAUUUUUAGAUUUGAUUGAAAUUCUUAAUUUAUCUAAUUUAUUGAAUAUAGAUGAUUUCCUUGCUAUUUUAGAAGAAAAUAUAGUUUGUGAAAUUCCUAAUAAAAGCUCUAUAAUGGCUAAAAUUAUUAAAAUUUUUAAAGAAGAGCCUGAAAAAUCUAAUCAUGAAGUUUUUGAUAAAGCAGAUAAUAGUGUUGAAACCACAAUCAUAAGCACAAGUGAG